UUUCUGAAAGCUAACGGGAAGGCGUUCUGGGAGCACAGCAAGCAACAUGGCAACCCAAGCUGACUUGAUGGAGUUGGACAUGGCAAUGGAGCCAGACAGAAAAGCAGCAGUCAGUCACUGGCAGCAGCAGUCUUACCUGGACUCUGGUAUCCAUUCUGGUGCCACAACAACUGCUCCCUCCUUGAGUGGCAAGGGAAAUCCUGAAGAGGAAGAUGUGGACACAACGCAAGUCCUGUAUGAGUGGGAGCAAGGAUUCUCUCAGUCCUUUACCCAGGAACAGGUUGCUGAUAUUGAUGGCCAGUAUGCGAUGACUAGAGCCCAGAGAGUACGUGCGGCUAUGUUUCCUGAAACACUGGAUGAAGGAAUGCAAAUCCCAUCCACACAGUUUGAUGCUGCUCAUCCAACUAACGUGCAACGCCUGGCUGAGCCAUCCCAGAUGUUAAAACAUGCUGUUGUUAAUUUGAUAAACUACCAAGAUGAUGCUGAACUUGCAACUCGUGCAAUCCCCGAACUGACCAAACUGUUGAAUGAUGAGGACCAGGUGGUGGUGAACAAGGCUGCAGUUAUGGUUCAUCAGUUAUCCAAAAAGGAAGCCUCUCGCCAUGCUAUUAUGAGGUCUCCUCAGAUGGUGUCCGCCAUCGUGCGCACCAUGCAGAACACGAACGACGUGGAAACGGCGCGCUGCACUGCGGGAACGCUGCACAACCUUUCACAUCACCGGGAAGGCCUGCUGGCCAUCUUCAAGUCGGGAGGAAUCCCUGCUCUCGUUAAAAUGCUUGGGUCCCCAGUGGACUCUGUGCUGUUCUAUGCCAUCACGACUCUUCACAACCUCCUGCUGCAUCAGGAAGGAGCCAAAAUGGCUGUCCGUCUAGCCGGCGGGCUGCAGAAAAUGGUCGCCUUGCUCAACAAGACAAAUGUGAAAUUCUUGGCCAUCACAACAGACUGUCUUCAGAUUUUAGCCUAUGGCAAUCAAGAAAGUAAGCUGAUUAUUCUGGCAAGUGGUGGACCUCAGGCUCUAGUAAACAUAAUGAGGACCUACACUUACGAGAAGCUAUUGUGGACCACAAGUAGGGUGCUGAAGGUGCUGUCAGUCUGCUCCAGCAACAAGCCUGCUAUUGUUGAGGCUGGUGGGAUGCAAGCUUUGGGACUCCACCUUACAGACCCAAGCCAGCGUCUUGUCCAGAACUGCCUCUGGACUCUGAGAAAUCUGUCAGAUGCUGCAACCAAGCAAGAGGGAAUGGAAGGCCUUCUAGGAACUCUUGUUCAGCUUCUAGGAUCAGAUGAUAUUAACGUUGUAACUUGCGCUGCCGGCAUCCUCUCCAACCUCACUUGCAACAACUACAAGAACAAGAUGAUGGUGUGCCAAGUCGGGGGCAUCGAGGCGCUCGUGCGCACGGUUCUGCGGGCUGGCGACAGGGAGGACAUCACGGAGCCCGCUAUCUGCGCGCUCCGCCACCUCACGAGCAGGCAUCAGGAGGCCGAGAUGGCUCAGAACGCGGUCCGCCUCCACUACGGACUCCCAGUGGUGGUCAAGCUCCUGCACCCGCCCUCACACUGGCCUUUGAUCAAGGCUACGGUGGGUCUGAUCCGCAACCUGGCGCUGUGUCCCGCGAACCAUGCCCCGCUGCGCGAGCAGGGGGCCAUUCCACGGCUCGUGCAGCUGCUGGUCAGAGCACACCAAGACACCCAGCGCCGCACUUCCAUGGGGGGAACACAGCAGCAGUUUGUGGAGGGUGUGCGUAUGGAGGAAAUUGUUGAGGGCUGCACUGGAGCCCUACACAUUCUUGCACGUGAUGUUCACAAUCGAAUCGUAAUCAGGGGUCUCAAUACCAUUCCACUCUUUGUGCAGUUGUUGUACUCUCCCAUUGAGAACAUCCAGAGAGUAGCUGCAGGUGUACUUUGUGAGCUGGCUCAAGACAAGGAAGCAGCUGAAGCGAUUGAAGCUGAAGGAGCAACUGCACCUUUAACAGAACUGCUCCAUUCUAGGAACGAGGGUGUUGCAACAUAUGCAGCCGCGGUGCUGUUCAGAAUGUCUGAGGACAAACCACAGGACUACAAGAAGCGACUCUCUGUUGAACUGACCAGCUCUCUGUUCCGGACUGAGCCCAUGGCUUGGAACGAGACGGCAGACCUCGGACUUGAUAUCGGUGCCCAGGGCGAACCUCUCGGAUACCGCCCAGAUGAUCCUAGCUACCGUUCUUUCCACUCUGGCGGAUACGGUCAGGAUGCCUUGGGUAUGGACCCUAUGAUGGAGCAUGAAAUGGGCGGCCACCACCCUGGUGCUGACUACCCAGUUGAUGGUCUGCCAGAUCUGGGCCAUGCCCAGGACCUUAUGGAUGGGCUGCCUCCAGGUGACAGUAAUCAGUUGGCCUGGUUCGAUACUGACCUGUAAAUCAUCCUUUAGCUGUAUCAUCUGAAUGAACUUGCGUUGAUUGGCCUGUAGAGUUGCUGAGAGGGCUCGAGGGGUGGGCUAGUAUCUCAGAAAGUGCCUGACACACUAACCAAGCUGAGUUUCCUAUGGGAACAAUUGAAGUAAACUUUUUGUUCUGGUCCUUUUUGGUCGAGGAGUAAUAAUACAAAUGGAUUUUGGGAGUGAUUCAAGAAACGAAGAAUGCACAAGAGUGAAUUGCAAGAUGGAAUUUAUCAAACCCUAGCCUUGCUUGUUAAAAAUUUAUUAUUUUUUUUAAAUCUCUGUAAUGGUACUGACCUUGCUUGCUUUGAAAGUAGCCUUUCUUUUCGCAGUAAUUAUUGUUAGUUUUUUUUUUAAAGUCUCUUGUAGUAUUAAGUUAUAGUGAAUAUGCUACAGCAGUUUCUAAUUUUUAAGGAUUGAGUAAAGAUGUAGAACACUAAUUCAUAAUCGCUCUAAUUGUAUCCUGAAUAAAGUGUAACAUUGUGUAGCCUUUUUGUAUAAAAAACUAGACAAAUAGAAAUGGUCCAAUUAGUUUCCUUUUUAAUAUGCUUAAAAUAAGCAGGUGGAUCUAUUUCAUGUUUUUGAUCAAAAACUUUAUCUGGGAUAUGUCUGGGUAGGGGCCAGUAAGAACUGUUUAUUUGGAACCUUGUAUUGGACAGUUUACCAGUUGCCUUUGAUCCCAAAGUUAUUGUAGCCUGCUGUGAUACAGACGCUUCAUGAGAAAAUGCAGUUAUAAAAUGGUUCAAAAUUAAAGUAAACUUUUAAUUCA
Messenger RNA from Tinamus guttatus (white-throated tinamou), 3179 nucleotides. RefSeq names its product catenin beta 1 (gene CTNNB1). Lineage: Eukaryota; Metazoa; Chordata; Aves; Tinamiformes; Tinamidae. Gene Ontology annotation, molecular function: cadherin binding. Gene Ontology annotation, biological process: cell adhesion. The record is from RefSeq and is a predicted model, not a curated record.